Notodromas monacha is the source of this 1203-nucleotide messenger RNA. The record is from the annotation of a GenBank genome assembly. NCBI's taxonomy places the organism in Eukaryota, Metazoa, Arthropoda, Ostracoda, Podocopida, Cyprididae.
CACUUGUGUAACGUGAAGCAUUCGCGGGUUUCGAGAUGGAGAAUUCGAGUAACUUUUAUUUGGACAAUUGCUUGAGGAGGAAUGGUUCUGUAAGUUAUUUUGAUGCUAAGGGUGAUGUGCUCUGUCCAACACGAUUGGAUGCAAUACAUCGUGAAUUAUUUUCCAUGGCAAUGUUGCCCUUGUGACUGAAGAUAGGCCGAGUUUUUGACUGAACCAUUGUGCGAAGUGUCUGUUGACUGUGUUGAGUCGCGGGAGCGGUUCUGCGACAUAAUGCGCUAAUUCGUUGCAUGCAUUUUCUCCUUGUGACGUAAUCAUUGUACAUGUCUUCGGCUGCAAGUUGCUUUUGACUGAUCUUUCGUUGUAAUCCUUACGCAAAAUUCGAUCAUGUGAAGUUCAUUCCCGCAGUAGGUCUAUCGCACGCGUAAAAUGAUGAAGGAAGAGCCCGAUCCCGAGGCAUCGAUCCAUAUUUCGGGGAAACGCAUCACUGCGGAAAUGAACGCAGCCCUUGCCCCUGCUGAUGAAGAAUUCCGUGGGCUAGACAUACCGAGAUCACCAUCCCGGGUAACGGACUUUCUCUCAUCGGAUGCGUCUUUUCGGAAGAAACUUGGAUUCAUUCUAAAUCACCAUUAUUUCCAUAUAGUGGUGGUGAUCUUGGUCAUUCUUGAUAUAAUAUUCGUCGCCGCCGAGCUCUUAAUAGAUCUGAAGAUCUUAGCCUCGCACGAAGAAGCUCACGAUGCUUCUGAUGUUUUUCACUACUUGAGCAUCAGCGUACUGUGCAUUUUCCUAGUCGAAUACACUCUCAAACUGUUCGUGAUGCGGCUAUCAUUCUUCAAGCACUGCAUGGAAAUCUUUGAUUUGAUCGUCAUCAUCGUUUCCCUGAUUUUGGAAAUCUUGUUCAGACAUUCUCACUCUGCCUCGACUGGUACCGGUCUUCUGGUUGUUCUUCGUUUGUGGAGAGUUACCCGCAUCGUUAACGGCAUCGUAUUGUCCGUGAAAAUCCAUGCAAAUGAGAAAUUGAAAGCGGAACGGGAAGAAAGGAAACACUUGGAGGAUGAGCUGGAGAAGAUGAAAGAGCGGAAUGAUCAGCUCGAAAGGGACCUCAACUCGUUGAAUCUCGCGGUGCAGAAAAUUCUAACUUCUUCUCAAUCGGCGAGUCUCAACAAUAUUCUGAAGCAGCAGGGGAAAAAGAACAAUAACGAGUGA